AUCUCUCUUUCUUAUCACCUCUUCCACAUCUCCAAUCUAGAAGUGUUUUUGCUUCAAUGGAAACUCAAAACCAAUUAGCUGAAACAAAAAUUCCUCAAGAAUUGCUUCAAUUUUCAUGUCUACCAGAUGAAAUCAUCAUUGAAAUACUCUUGAGGUUACCAGUAAAAUCUCUCUUGAAAUUCAGGUGUGUUUCAAAAUCUUGGCUUUCUUUACUCUCAACUCCAUAUUUCAUCAAUACCCAGAUCAAAUUUUCUGUUAAAAAAUCCAAAAAUGUGAAUCUUAGACUUGUUAUAGUAGCUUCAGUAUCUGGUUUAAUGGGUAAAAUGUGUUCUGUUUACUCUCUAGAUUAUGAAAAUUCCUCUGUAAAUGUUGAUAAAAUUGAUUACCCAUUAAAAACCCCUUUUAGAUCUGCAAAAUUUUUGGGUUCUUGUAAUGGGUUGAUCUGUUUAACCCCAAUGUCAUUUAAACUUAUGAUAUGGAACCCUGUUACUGGAAAACACAAGGAAUUUCAAGAUUCAUUUGUUCAAUGUGCUGUAAAUUGUUAUAUUAGAUAUGGGUUUGGUUAUGAUCAUGUUAAUGAUGAUUAUAAGAUGGUUAAGAUCUUUAGUUUUCCGCGAAAUGAGGGGAAAUAUGAGAAUAAGGUUAAGAUUUAUAGCUUAAAGGAUGAUUCUUGGAAAAUGGGUGAGGGGUUUGGUAGUGGUUAUGUUAAUGCACAAACCGGGAUGUGUUUGAAUGGAUAUCUUCAUUGGGAGGUAAACCAUUGUCACGACUCUGGUGGUGGUGGUGGUUCUGGUGCUUGUUCGGAGAUUAUGACUUUGGAUUUGGCUAUGGAGACAUAUGGGGUAAUGGCAUUGCCUAGUUGUGGAAAUGGGAGUACUAGUUGGUCGUUGAGUGUUUUAAAUGGAUGUUUAGUUGCUUGUUGCAACUAUGAGCCGGAUAGGACGGAUAUGUGGGUGAUGAAGGAGUAUGGUGUGGAGGAGUCGUGGACUAAGUUGGUUUCUAAUCUCACGGCUCCCCCUGGUCGUUUAGGUUAUGUCUCGCCUUUGUCUGUGUCGGAGAAUGGUGGUGAAGUUUUAGUGAGGCUUGGUACUAAUAUAAGUUUGUACAACGCGAGGAAUGCUUCACAUGAAUCAUUGGACAUUCAUUCAUUGGGUUAUUGUCUUCAAGUACAAGCGAUUACUUACAAUGAGAGUCUAGCUUCGCCUAAUGUUGGUGAUACGUAGUUAGCUCAGGAGAUUAUGACUUUGAGUUUGGUUACUAAGAUGUAUAAUGGGAUAGUGGCGUUGCUUAGUUGUGGAAAUGGAAACUUCCGUUGGAUAAUAGUUGCAUGUUGCAACUAUUAUCCGGAUAGGAAGGAUAUAUGGGUGAUGAAGGAGAACGGUGUGAAGAAUAGUCUCUCUU
Solanum verrucosum is the source of this 1401-nucleotide messenger RNA. Its product is annotated as F-box/kelch-repeat protein At3g23880-like. Gene Ontology annotation, molecular function: protein binding. The transcript has a single exon. The record is from RefSeq and is a predicted model, not a curated record. Lineage: Eukaryota; Viridiplantae; Streptophyta; Magnoliopsida; Solanales; Solanaceae. Bases 57 to 1223 code for a protein of 388 amino acids.